AUGGAAAGUCUUGUUCAAAACUUCAUGGACAAGCGUAAAGAGCGUUGCGGUCGGAUGACUGACGAAGAUAGGGAGAUCCAAAUGGCAAAAAUUGAUGCACUUCUGGCCAUCACUGCUGCAACCUUAGUCUUUCUUGGGGUCUCUGGGUCAUUCAGGAGACGCUGUGGCAACCGCACAUUCACGAUGGUCGCAUUUGCGGCCUAUACCCUUACGCCCGCUGCCAUUGCGUACACACUUGGCCUUAUCCAAAACGCUCAAUUCUGUAGUCUGCGUUUGCCUAUCUGGGCAACUUAUCUGGUGGUGUUUCUCGGAAACGUGGAUUCCUACACUGCUCACAGCAUGGAGGACAUUGAACGGUGGAAGUCAUUUAAAGUCGACUCUGCUGCUAAAUGCAUCAUGACAAUUUGGAUAAUCGUUUCAUAUGUGUUCCUGCAAGAUGAGAUCCUGUUCGGAGUGCUCCUGUAUGGGCCAAUAAUGUGCAUUCUUUUCAUCAUUCUACUCAUGAAAUUUGACGGAAGAGCACAAGCUUUGAAAUUGGCAAGCAAUUCUAUGAUGCAGAAGAACGACAGGUACAUAGCAGACUACAUGAGCACCGAGCACCAAGGGAGAGAUUCAAGUGACGAAAAUCCUGCUUCAAUGCACGGGUACAAGUACUUGGUGAGUGGGGCAGAAGAGGCAAAAGUGCACUCAUGGUGCUCAAUAGCGAGAUGGAGGCAAAAGGCAGUUCUGUGGCAUGAUGGGGACGCACCUUACUAUCGACAACGGUUGGAGGUGACGGAUGAAGUUAUCACCGUUGAGAAGGUUUGGCACUGCAAAGGUAGACUUUUAAGUCGAAACGGAGGAGACCCGACUGGCCAACUCAAGGAUCUUUGCCUGUCUUUUUCGCUUUUCAAGCUCAUUCGCCUAAGAUUCACUGGCUAUUCGUUGCCCCAAGAAGCUCACAACAAGUUACGGCGCUUGAUUCAACAUAUGCUUUCUAAAGAAAAUGAUUACAAGCGAGUUUUCCGAGUCAUCGAAGUAGAACUUGCAUUUCUAUUCGAUUUGUUCUUCACCAAAUACCCAGUGAAACUCCAUAUGCGUCAUUCAGUGCAUAGAUUGCUUCUACUCCCCAUUUUGGUCGCGGUUCCACUGCUUGUUCCCUUGUAUGCGUUUGUCACGGAGGACAUGCGUAUUACUGUUGUAAGCCUCGUGUUAAUAACGUCAAUCCUCGUUGUUGAGCUUACACAGUUUGCCAUAAUGAUUUUCUCGGAAUGGGCAAAGGUGACAUACAUAUGCAAGUAUGUGCGCAACGAGCGGUGGCAAAGCUAUUCUCCUUCGAAGUGGAAAUAUAAUAGGCUCACUGCUGCGUAUCUCGACCAGAAAAGGACGGGUGAGAAACAACUUGCUCCCACCAAUUUGUCUAAGGAAGUGAAAAGGGCUAUCGCUCGGUCUCUAGGGAAGUAUUUGGAGAAGGGGCAAACGUCUUUGAGGCUCAACGACUUGUCUGAGAAUUUCCACAACUUGUUUGUCGAAUUCUCAAGGGCAUGUAAUCUUGAGACAACUACCCAUGUUAUAAUGGUCUGGCACAUAGCAACCACUUUCUGUGAGCAUAAAAUGCCUCACGCUCAACCUUCCACAGAACAAGGAGACAACUUUGACGUAGCGGCUAAGCUAUCACAAUAUCUUGCUUAUUUGGUCGUUUUCGCCCCGAAGUUGCUUCCCGGUCACCCUUGCAGGACCAAAUACAUAUUUAGUCGUGCUGUCAGUGAAGCCAGAGAAAAAUUGAGAGGUUCCUCGGGUUCAAUGAAAGAGAGGAUUGAAAUUCUAACGAGCAUUGACGAUGAACAAUGCCAGGAAACGAUUGUAGCUAGAGGCAAGCGGCUAGGAAUGCAACUUGUGAAUGGAGUAGCAGAUGAGGGGCGAAUUUGGAAGGUCUUGGCUGACUUUUGGGCGGAUAUGAUGCUGUAUGUGGCUCCUUCGAAUGAUACAGGGGCUCAUGCUAAGUAUCUCACCUCUGGGGGCGAGUUUUUGACUCACGUUUGGGUUUUGGUCUCUCACGCGGGCAUUACGAGAGAUCCACGUGAUGCUGCCGCUCAAGCCACCGCUAUUGUUGUUGUUGCCGCCGCCGCUAAGGCUGCAGUCGUUGCCGCACCUGCCGCCGCACCCGCUGCCGCGCUUGUUGAUGUUCCAACUAAGAACAUAGAGGUGCAGAGAGAAAAACCGAUCCAUAAGCUGGUGGAGCGGUUUUUAAAGCUGAGUCCGCCAAGACUUUUGGGUACUGGAGACCCCGAGGCCGCCUCACUGUGGAUACAAGAUCUGGAGAAAGCCUUUGCACUUUGA
Eucalyptus grandis is the source of this 2319-nucleotide messenger RNA. RefSeq lists its product as uncharacterized. The transcript is spliced from 3 exons. Bases 1 to 2319 code for a protein of 772 amino acids. The record is from RefSeq and is a predicted model, not a curated record. NCBI's taxonomy places the organism in Eukaryota, Viridiplantae, Streptophyta, Magnoliopsida, Myrtales, Myrtaceae.